This is a messenger RNA of Eimeria necatrix, 1491 nucleotides long. Its product is annotated as Rhoptry kinase family protein ROP35, putative. The transcript is spliced from 3 exons. The coding region runs from base 1 to 1491 and encodes 496 amino acids. Lineage: Eukaryota; Apicomplexa; Conoidasida; Eucoccidiorida; Eimeriidae. Gene Ontology annotation, biological process: intracellular signal transduction; peptidyl-serine phosphorylation. Gene Ontology annotation, molecular function: ATP binding; protein serine/threonine kinase activity. The record is from RefSeq and is a predicted model, not a curated record.
AUGAGCCUUCGCGCCACUCUCGCGGCGGCUCUCUGCGCGGGACUCUGCUGCAGCCUCUUGGCCGCGGGUUCUGCGGGCUCUGCUGCUGCGCCUGCUGCAGCAGGCGCUGCUGCUGCUGCUGCUGCUGCGCCGCCCCGGGAAGCAGCGGCCGGGCUCCCGCUGCAGUCCCCCGAGCCCUCCGCAGAGCCUCCGCCGCCUCUCAGCAGCUCGGGCCCUCAACACCAGCCGGCCCCCCCCGCUGCAGCAGAAGCAGAAGCCCCCAAAGACGGAGAGUCCAGCGGCUCUGGGGGCCCCGCAGGGGCCCCCAGUGCCGCGGGGGCCCCCGCGGGGGCCCCCGCCGGGGGCCCCUUGGCCGCGGGCCCCAACCUCCGGCGGCUCAAGGGCCACAGGGGGGGCCCCCGAGCUGCUAGAAACUCGCGACUGCCCAAGUCGGCCCUGCCUGUAUCUCCCAUCAGCACGGGCUGGGGCGCCUUCCUCGUAGGGCUGGGGUCGCUGCUGUCCGCCGUGGCUCUGUGGCGGAAGACCAGCGAACUGUACCACAGCCCGCGCCAGGCCUUGCGCAAGGCAAAGAUGCGAAUCUUAGGGCAAGUGCCGGCGUCGUGGGAAGACUACGUGCGGAACUUGCCGGUGCUGGACGAAAUAGAGUUUCCGGAGUUGCGUCCGUUGCUGAAGCGGCUGGAGAAGAAGCCGGUGGUGUUGAUGUCCGUGCCGAAGCCGCGGGCGCGGCUGGCGGCGUUCCUGGGGCUGACUGAGGAGCAGCGGGAAGAAGGCAUAGUGAUAAAGGGGAAGGCGACAGCGGGGUGCAGCGCGAAGGAAGUGGCCUUCGAGUUGUUCGCGCACGAAAAACUGGCCAAGGGGCUGCCGCUGUCGCUGCCGGCCCUGGGGGCCUUCAGAGACGUAGACGCCAGCACUCUGUACUUAGUGACCCCGAGAGCCCGCGCAGACGUCUCCAUGUACACGCGGCGCAUGCCCGAGAAGGUCAAGCUGCGGCUGGCCUUCGCGGAAAUGGUCUUCGCGCUGUGGGGCAUGCACCGGAAGGGGUGGGUGCACCGGGACAUAAAGGGGUGCAACUACUUCGUGAGCCAGGACGGCCACGCGUUGCUGGCGGACUUCGAGGGUUUUUGGCGCAACGGCAUGCACGCGAUAAUGUACGGAGAAGAAGUCGAAAUUAUCUUUACAGAACACUACAUAGCCCCCGAACUCACCUUCGACGGAGAGUACCAAGUCUUCGACUUCAAGACAGAUGUCUAUGCCCUCGGGGUCACUUUCCGGGAAAUGCUCGACUGGAUGGGGGGGCUGCCAGUGCCCCACAGGGACUUGGCCGAGGAUUUGAUUCGCCACAUGACGGACGCGGACACGGACAACCGCUACGACAUCGAGCAGUGCAUGAAGCACCCCUACUUCGACGGACUCAACUUCGAACUUGUCGAAAAAAAGAUGUACGGAAAGGCAUUUGAGGGGACUUACCAGACUCCCUACAAGUUCCUGUGA